AUGCGGGAGCAGAAGUUUUGUAAAUGGAAGACAGCAAUAUUUGUGAUAGGAACCAAUGACGAUGUGACUAAAUCCAUGAUGUGGAGAAGAAGGAAAUGGUCUUUGCCAAAUAUUCCACUUCUAAUAAAUGGCGACGAAUAUGUACGUAUUUCUACCUUCAUAACCAGCGUUGCACGAAAGCAACAUUUGACCCACGGAAGACCCAAUUUUGGCACAGAGCUUGUCUGA
This is a messenger RNA of Sphenostylis stenocarpa, 228 nucleotides long. The record is from the annotation of a GenBank genome assembly. Lineage: Eukaryota; Viridiplantae; Streptophyta; Magnoliopsida; Fabales; Fabaceae.